Messenger RNA from Vitis riparia (riverbank grape), 2451 nucleotides. Its product is annotated as putative disease resistance RPP13-like protein 1. Bases 1 to 2451 code for a protein of 816 amino acids. The record is from RefSeq and is a predicted model, not a curated record. Gene Ontology annotation, biological process: defense response to other organism. Lineage: Eukaryota; Viridiplantae; Streptophyta; Magnoliopsida; Vitales; Vitaceae. Gene Ontology annotation, molecular function: ADP binding. The transcript has 5 exons.
AUGGAAGCUGUGGGAGAGGCUCUUCUUUCUGCUGCCAUCGGCCUGUUGUUUGACCAGUUGGCCUCCACUGAUUUGCUCGACUUUGCACGCCAACAAUGGGUGUACUCUGAUCUCAAGAAAUAUGAGAUAGAAUUGUCGGAUAUUCGUGAAGAGCUUAAUGACGCGGAGGACAAGCAGAUCACGGAUCACUCUGUGAAAGAGUGGUUGGGCAAUCUGAAAGAUUUGGCUUAUGAUAUGGAGGACAUCUUGGACGAGUUCGCCUACGAAGCUUUGCAACGGGAGCUCACGGCCAAAGAAGCUGAUCAUCAAGGCAGGCCGAGCAAGGUACACAAGCUCAUCUCCACUUGUCUUGGCAUUUUCAAUCCUACUGAGGUUAUGCGUUAUAUUAAAAUGAGGUCCAAGGUGUGGGAAAUCACUCGCCGCUUACGAGAUAUUUUGGCUCAAAAAUCUGAGCUUCGUCUAGAAAAGGUGGCUGCGAUAACCAACUUUGCUUGGGGAAGGCCAGUCACUGCAUCUCUAGUCUAUGAACCUCAGGUCUAUGGCAGGGGGACAGAAAAAGAUAUUAUAAUCGGUAUGCUGCUUACGAAUGAACCCACUAAAACCAAUUUUUCUGUGGUUUCCAUUGUGGCCAUGGGUGGGAUGGGCAAGACCACACUGGCAAGACUGGUGUACAAUGACGAUGAGACCAUAACCAAGCAUUUUGAUAAAAAAGCCUGGGUUUGUGUCUCAGAUCAGUUCGAUGCAGUGAGAAUAACAAAGACGAUUCUCAACCCGGGAAGCAAAAUUCUAGUCACAACUCGCAAUAAUGAUGUUGCAAACAAGAUGAGAGGACACAAGAACUUACAUGAGCUCAAACAGUUACCUUAUGAUUAUUGUUUGAAGAUAUUUCAAACACAAGCUUUUGAACAUAUGAAUAUCGAUGAGCACCCAAAUUUGGAAUCAAUUGGCAGGAGAAUUGUAGACAAGUGUGGAGGUUCGCCCUUAGCAGCAAGAGCCCUUGGUGGCCUUUUGCACUCUGAACUACGUGGAUGUGAAUGGGAAAGAGAUUAUGAGUUUACAAAGCAAGGGUUAAUCUUCAUGUGGAUGGCGGAGGGGUUAAUUCAACAAUCAAAAGAUAAUAGGAAAAUUGAAGAUGUUGGUGAUAAGUAUUUUGAUGAGCUACUGUCAAGGUCAUUUUUUCGAUCGUCGAGUAGCAAUAGAUCACGAUUCGUGAUGCAUGACCUUGUCCAUGCUCUAGCUAAAUAUGUUGCUGGAGAUACAUGCUUGCAUUUGGAUGAUGAGUUCAAAAAUAAUUUGCAACAUCUCAUUCCUAAAAGUAGCAAUCGAUUAAAAGAAAUGCCUUCACAGAUUGUCAAAUUAAAAAAUUUGCAAAUAUUGUCUAAUUUCAUGGUGGACAAAAACAAUGGUUUGAAUAUCAAAAAGUUGAGAGAAAUGUCAAAUCUUGGAGGUGAACUCCGUAUUUCAAAUUUGGAAAAUGUGGUGAAUGUUCAAGAUGUAAAGGAUGCAGGGAAUGAAAUGGAUCAAAUGAAUGUCCUUGACUAUCUAAAACCUCCAUCGAAUUUGAAUGAACACAGAAUUUUUAGAUAUGGUGGUCCAAAAUUCCCAUAUUGGAUAAAGAAUGGCUCAUUCUUUAAAAUGGUGAAUCUACGUCUCUUAGAUGGCAAAAAGUGCACAUCUUUACCACGCUUGGGGCAGUUAUCAUCUCUCAAACAGUUGUUGAUUUCUGGAAAUGGAGUAACAAAUGUGGGUACAGAGUUUUAUGGAGAGACAUGUUUUUCUGUAGAAAAGUUUUUCCCAUCACUAGAGUCUCUAUCUUUUGAAAAUAUGUCAGGAUGGGAGUAUUGGGAGGAUUGGUCUUCCCCUACAAAGUCCUUAUUCCCUUGCCUUCGUGAGCUUACAAUUUUGUCUUGCCCUAAAUUGAUUAAGAAAUUACCCACUUACCUACCUUCUUUAACAAAGCUCUUUGUUGGAAACUGUCGAAAACUGGAGUUUACACUUCUAAGGCUACCAUCCCUCAAGAAAUUAACAGUCGAUGAAUGUAAUGAGACGGUCUUGAGAAGUGGAAUUGAACUCACCUCACUCACUGAGUUAACAGUUUCUGGGAUUUUAGAGCUUAUCAAAUUGCAACAAGGAUUUGUGCGGUCAUUGGGAGGGCUUCAGGCUUUGAAAUUCUCAGAAUGUGAAGAACUCACGUGUUUGUGGGAGGAUGGGUUUGAAUCGGAAAGCCUUCAUUGCCAUCAACUUGUACCAUCGGGAUGCAAUCUUCGUUCUUUGAAAAUAAGUAGCUGUGAUAAACUGGAGAGGCUUCCAAAUGGAUGGCAGAGUCUAACAUGCCUGGAAGAAUUGAAAAUCAAGUAUUGUCCAAAACUGGUGUCAUUUCUAGAGGUAGGUUUCCCACCAAAGCUGAGAAGUCUUAUUCUUCGAAAUUGUGAAGUCUCAAGUGUUACCUGA